Messenger RNA from Acanthoscelides obtectus, 252 nucleotides. The record is from the annotation of a GenBank genome assembly. Lineage: Eukaryota; Metazoa; Arthropoda; Insecta; Coleoptera; Chrysomelidae.
AUGUCAUCUGCUAUCGUAAUCGACUCUCCCGAAAGGAAAAAAAUAGAGGAGAAAGAGUAUAGUGCAAAGAAACCAAAAGUUACUGUUAAGAAAAUGACUACAAAAGACUCCAUAAAAACGCUUAAAACAAAAUCAGAAAUAAAUAAAGAAAAUUCCGUUCUGCAAGAUGACUCUGAUUCGUCUGACUCUAUCGUAUUGGCUGAAUUAAAAGCAAAGGGUGUUCGAAGCAAAAUAAACCCAAAGACAAAUUAA